AUGGCGAAAAGCAAAUUUACCCUCGCAGCUGCGACUAGUGUGGUCAAGCCCGAGCUUGAUGCUCUGUUCUCGAGCUCCGUCGCACCUAAGAAGCCGGAGACUCAACGAUAUAUCGCGCUACUUCCUCCGAAGGAAAGGAAGCCGAUUAAGCAUAAAGAAUUCGAGCCAAUAUCUGAUGAGGACGGUGAUGUAGACGAAGAGGAUGACGAGGUCCUGAGUGUACUUGAGGAGGAUGAGCAAUCAAGCGACGAGGAAGAUGGCAGUGAAGAGUCGGAGUCUGCAUCGGAGUCAGAAGAAGUGGACGCACCCUUAGAUGAAGAAAUGACUGUGGAAGACAGCGCUGAUCAAAAGAAGAAAGAACGGAAACGGAAGCGCAGGGACGAGCACGACGACUUGGAGUCCAAAUACCUGCGCAAACUUGCCGACGACGAUGAGGAAGACAAGCCUUUAGGGAAGCGACAAAAGGGCGAGACUGGCGAAGCCGUUAAUGGGGAGUCCGCAUCUGCAGAUGAUUCAGAUGAAGAAGAAACAACAAUUGUCCAUGAAUCUCUUCGGAAGACAGAAGAACAUCCCGACAUUGAGCUAGACAAGGCAAACCGGACGCUUUUCUUGGGCAAUGUCUGCUCCGAUGCCAUAUCCUCCUCCAAGGCCAAGAAGCAACUGAUGGCCCAUCUCUCUUCCCCCCUUUCAGACCUGGAUGCUGCAACAGGACCCCAUAAGAUCGAGUCUCUCCGCUUCCGGUCGACCGCAUUCGCAGCAGGCGGCAUUCCCAAGCGCGCGGCCUACAUAACCAAGUCCAUCAUGACAGCAACUACAAAAUCAACCAACGCCUACGUAGUCUACACUACCCCUUUGGCAGCCCGUACAGCGCUCAAAGCUCUUAACGGAACCGUGGUCCUCGAUCGUCACCUUCGCGUCGACAGUGUAGCCCACCCGCAACCCAUAGCCCACCGCCGGUGCGUCUUCGUAGGCAACCUCGGCUUCGUGGACGAUGAAACAGUCAUCAACACCACCGCAGAAGGCGAUACUACCACCAAGAAACGCAAUAAGGUGCCCGCCGACAUCGAGGAGGGCCUGUGGCGCACAUUCGGCAAGGAGGCCGGCAAGGUGGAGAGCGUACGCGUGCCGCGGGAUCCCAAGACGCGCGUCGGCAAGGGAUUUGCCUACGUGCAGUUCUACGACGUCAACGCUGUCGAGUCGGCCCUGCUUCUCAACGAGAAGAAGUUCCCGCCCAUGCUGCCUCGCGCACUUCGCGUCAGCCGCGCCAAGAACCCACGCAAGACGACCCUGGCGCAGGAGCGGACUAACAUGUUCAAGCUCGAGGGCUUGACUGGAGGUGCGGCGAAGCCGAAGAGCACAAAGUACAAGCACAAGGCGACGCCUGAGCAGCAAUCCCUGGCCGGACGCGCAGGGCGGCUGCUCGGCCGUGCUGGGGCGGCGCGGCAGCAGCGUGAGCUCAAGGGUGGGCAGAAGUCGAGACACAGGAGCAAUGAUGGAAACCCGGCCACGGGUGCAAAUCAAACGAUGAAGGGCGAGAUGAAGACUCCUGAACAAAUUGUUUUUGAAGGUCGUAGGGCGAGUUCGAAAGAUGGCCGGCCCAAGGAUCUCAAGUUUGGCAAAGUCAGGGGUAACAAGAAAGCCGCCAUGGCCAAGAUGAAAGGACGUGGUGCGAAGAGGGCUUCUGAAUGGCGCAAGAAGGGCGCAAAGUAG
Molecule: messenger RNA, 1710 nt
Organism: Pseudomassariella vexata
Lineage: Eukaryota; Fungi; Ascomycota; Sordariomycetes; Amphisphaeriales; Pseudomassariaceae
Exons: 2
Coding region: 1-1710 (569 amino acids)
Molecular function (GO): RNA binding
Source: RefSeq, a predicted model, not a curated record